Messenger RNA from Ostrinia nubilalis (European corn borer), 2162 nucleotides. RefSeq names its product protein max (gene Max). Gene Ontology annotation, cellular component: RNA polymerase II transcription regulator complex. The coding region runs from base 187 to 702 and encodes 171 amino acids. Gene Ontology annotation, molecular function: protein dimerization activity; DNA-binding transcription factor activity. The transcript is spliced from 5 exons. Lineage: Eukaryota; Metazoa; Arthropoda; Insecta; Lepidoptera; Crambidae. Gene Ontology annotation, biological process: positive regulation of transcription by RNA polymerase II. The record is from RefSeq and is a predicted model, not a curated record.
UGCCAUCAGUCAUCAGUCGUCAGUGUGGCUUGCUUGUAGUUGUUGCACAGGCAGAAUAUUUUCUGAAUUUAGUCACGCGCGUAGUACUCCAUUUGUAAUCGCGAAUUUUUCUUUAAAAGCUCUUGUAACUCACUCAUGAUUAUUUAUUAACGUCUUUGUGGCCACAGGUUUUUUAUUGUACAGACCAUGAUGAGUGACGACGAUCGCGAUAUAGACAUUGAAAGUGAUGCGGAAAACGAUUCGGAUUCUAGGACUCAUGCAAGGAAUAACCUCGGUGGAGGUGGCUAUUACUCUCAGGCAGACAAAAGGGCACACCACAAUGCAUUAGAAAGAAAAAGAAGAGAUCACAUCAAGGACAGUUUCACAUCUCUGAGGGAAUCCGUACCUGCCCUACAAAAUGAAAAAGUGACACAGGCAAGUCGGGCGCAAAUCUUAAAAAAGGCUGCAGAGUACAUCCAGUUUAUGAGGCGGAAAAAUAACUCGCACCAGCAAGAUAUUGAUGAUUUAAAACGGCAGAACAACUUACUAGAGGCCCAAAUACGAGCAUUAGAAAAAGCACGAGCAACAGGAAACUACAUGGAUGCCCAUGAGUUGGGACUUGGCAUCAAAUCUGAGGGCAGUUCACAUGACACAGACAGUUCUGACGGGGAGGGCACCACUCGUCGCGUAAAGAAGCUCAAGAUCAAUGGUGUCAAUGUGUAAUUUCAAUCGAUCAACCCUAAUUUGGUUCUAUCUUAGUGAGGUUAUAAUUUUUUGGACAAUUUUCUCUUUUGCUCUUUGCCAAAAAACCCUAUUUUCAACCACAAAAGUUUUGCCAGCAUGUUUGUCGUCACAAUUUGAAGUCAAGUUGUAACCAAUUUUAAAUUUGUAUAAUAACCCUUCAUUUUGGAUGACAAAUAUGUUUUAUUUCAUUCAAUAUUCUUUGUGUGUUCUGUAGAUACUACCUGUUUUAUGAUUUGCCUCCUUGAUGCAAAUUGUCCUUAAUUGUUCUUUAUUUUUAAGUUAAUGUAAGAUGGUUUAAUUGAUAUUAAAUUUUCUUAGAUUCUUUGUUAUGCAAAAAUUUUAUGGGAGUAAAAAUCUAAUUAUUUUCAUUCUAAAUAUUUAAAAAACAAAAUAAAAUAGGUAUAUACUUUGUUUUCUUAGCAUACCAAUUUGGUGUGUUUUUAACUUUGUGCUAGAAAAUUAAUUAUCAAUUAAGCUAAUACAUAGUUAUAAGUCUAGUCUUCUUGAACAACCUGGUUUGCUGUCUGGCUAAAAUAAUCGCUGCCUGCUGCUGUAUUUCCUGAACACUAUAAUCCGGGCGUUUUCAAGGCGAGAGUGAAUAGGCACUUGCAGGGCAGAUAUGUACCAUCUUAGACUGCAUCUCACUUAACACCAGGUGCGAUUGCGGUCAAAUACUUGCCUUGUCUAGCAUAAAAAAAAACUGCGUAACUAUCGCUACUUUUACUCAAAUGUACUGACAUAACAAAAUAGACAUAACUUCAAAAUUGAAAAAUAAACUGGGAGACUUGUUCAAUGUUUUUCUUGAUUGCUAUUACGAUAAGUGUACAUUAUCUUUCCCAGCUGUUGGGUUAUAUUAUAUUAUAUAAUGUUAAUACUUGAAAACAUUUCAAAACCUGUAUACAUUAGGGGAUACAUUAUAUCGAAAUGCUAUAUUUUGAGCUAAAUGUUGGUCAACAAGUAUGUGGCACUUUCGAGAGAUUGCUCCAUGUUUAAAGUCACGAUGUGCGGCAUAUCCAAAACUACAAAGUAAAAUUAAGGCCUAUGCACACAAUAUUUAUUCAGGUGUGAACAUUGAAAGCAAGGUUUAACUUUAAAGGGCUGAGUUCGCCAAUGUAUACGACGCUUAAUGAUUACGAGUAAAAGUACCAUGACAUAUUCCUUGAAUGAUGUAUUUGACAAAAAUUUCCUUGUAUUGACAAAUUGGCAUGUUUCGAUACGAUCUUUUUUUUUUUAAUCAUAAGUGCAAUAUUUUCACCGAAUAUUUUUGUAUAUUUUUUUAUAAUUUUCUACGACAUUGUUAAAUGGAUAUAUUUUUGUGAUAGUUGAUUGAGUCGUGGAUUAUUUUCCGAUCUGACUACCGUCUACCGCUAGGUAAAUUUAUUUUUAUGUUCUAGAAGACUAUAGAUUUAAUUGAUGUAAAAUAUAAAUACUCUGUUAAA